Messenger RNA from Schistosoma bovis, 669 nucleotides. The record is from the annotation of a GenBank genome assembly. Lineage: Eukaryota; Metazoa; Platyhelminthes; Trematoda; Strigeidida; Schistosomatidae.
AUGAUAUCACCCGAAAAAACUAAAAAUUUAGGUAGUCUGCAAUAUUCGUGGGUAUUUUACUCACAGGACUUAAGUACAAUACGUAACGUGCAGCAGGAAAUAUGCUUUCUGGAAUUAUCUUGUGCAGGAGAAUGUUCAAAUAUGCUUCAACCAUCCAAACAUGUAAGAGUUCAAUGGUGGCCGACGUUGGAAAAUCCAUGGGUCGAAGACUCUUUGACUGAUGAUGAUCUACUGAAGAGAAAACCAGUGGAUUAUGAGAUUAGUCAAGCAGAAUAUGUAUGGGUAGAAAAAAUUUUGAAGAACACCAAAAUCCCGUUUCCUAAAAAUAUUGUGGCUCCUACUCCUAGUGGCUGGAUACCCCCAAUCCCUGAACUAUCAAAGGAUGUACCCUAUUCUGUCCGAAGGUCGAAAAAUCACAUGCUACCUGUUUAUUACACAGAGAAACAGAGAAAGAAAAAAGAGCAUACACAUGGGACUCGACAGCUGACAGUCAUUAGGCAUGUUGAUGGAGAUAUGCAAGCUCUGGCUGAUGAUCUCCGGACUCUUCUUCAACCGAAAUGCGAAGCUGGGUUGUUUCUUUGCCAAGUAGAUGAAGUAACACGUUGUAUAAAAAUUGAAGGGUUAUUUCAAGAAGAGGUAGCUAAAUUUCUUCUUAGUAAGGGGUUUUGA